Molecule: messenger RNA, 1048 nt
Organism: Triticum aestivum (bread wheat)
Lineage: Eukaryota; Viridiplantae; Streptophyta; Magnoliopsida; Poales; Poaceae
Product: cytochrome c oxidase assembly protein COX19
Exons: 5
Coding region: 344-697 (117 amino acids)
Source: RefSeq, a predicted model, not a curated record
CCAGCCCACCCAGUUACCCAUUUCCCGAUCCGAGGUUGCUUGUUCUUCCUCGCCGGCGCGCCGCCAUCCCCCCUCCCCGCGACGGCCAGGUGGGCGGCAGCGUCUCUCUCCCCAGUCCCCACCUUUCUCCGACGCGAAGGGAGUUACCAGUCUGCCGCCACUCCUCUCACCCCGCCCCGGCGUGAGCUUGCCCCCUCGCUGGCCUGCUCCAUCUGUCCAUCUGCGCUCGUGCCGUCCCUCGCUCCGGCGUAUAGACUUCUGAAGCGAACCCACGCUGCCGCCGCCAUUCGUUCGAGCAUUGCAAGCGACGGUAUCGAGAUCUGGAUCCUGAAGUGCCUGGGCAAUGAGCGCAGGUGGAGCGUUUGGUGGAAACAGGGGAGUGAGGCCUGUACCUCCUGAAAAGGGUGUAUUCCCUCUUGAUCACCUGCACGAGUGUGACCUGGAGAAGGAGGACUAUCUUGCCUGCCUGAAAUCAACAGGGGCUCAGUCUGAAAAAUGUCGGAUGUUCUCGAAGAAAUACUUGGAAUGUAGGAUGGAGAGGAUUCUAAAUCAUGUUGUUCUUGCACAAUCCAGAAACCUGAUGGCGAAGCAAGAUAUGUCAGAGCUUGGGUUCAGUGACGCAGACGUUGUGGUCACACCUUCAGAGGAGAAGCACAAACUGCAGAGUCCAGCAAGUGAUUCGAAAGAGAGGAAAUAGCUGGUAAAUUUACAAGUUCCUUAUCCGUGAGAAAAAAGGAAAUAUAAAAAAGAGAAUAACAAGGAGAACUGACACUGAGAUAACAUGUGUUUGUGUAAUUCGACAAGCUCUAUGUGUGGGAUAUAUUAUGGAUGCGGAGGAGUGUCUCGUGUUAUUUUGCUAGUUGUCUGAUAAACUAAGCGAUGGACCCAUGGGCCUUUUUGGAUUGUACUCCUUCCGUUCAUAAUGUAAUGUUUGACUUCCCAAAACAACAUUGUGGAACGGAGGUAGUAUUGCAGAAUUUUCUUUUUCUGUCCUUUGAUCGAACGGAAUGGCACUUGUAAAAUGAUAUUGUUCCCUUUUACGCCCCAA